This is a messenger RNA of Melozone crissalis (California towhee), 1263 nucleotides long. RefSeq names its product aldehyde oxidase 1-like. The record is from RefSeq and is a predicted model, not a curated record. NCBI's taxonomy places the organism in Eukaryota, Metazoa, Chordata, Aves, Passeriformes, Passerellidae. The transcript is spliced from 12 exons. Gene Ontology annotation, molecular function: iron ion binding; oxidoreductase activity; FAD binding. The coding region runs from base 1 to 1263 and encodes 420 amino acids.
AUGGCCUUCUCAACUGCAAGACACUAUUCAGCCAAUGCAUGUUUGCUUCCCAUUUGCUCCUUUUAUGGUGCAGCAGUGACUACAGUGGAAGGUAUUGGAAGUGCCAAAACCAGGAUUCAUCCAGUUCAGGAAAGACUUGCCACGUGCCAUGGCUCCCAGUGUGGGUUCUGCACACCUGGAAUGGUGAUGUCCAUAUACACUUUGCUAAGAAACCACCCAGAACCAACUUCAGAGCAGAUGAUUGCAGCUCUGGCUGGGAACUUGUGCCGCUGUACUGGAUACAGGCCAAUCUUAGAUGCCUGUAAAACCUUCUGUAAGGAAUCCAUUUGUUGUCAAAGAAAAGCAAAUGGAAAAUGUUGCUUGGAUCAGGAAGAUAAUUUGUUUGACAAUGAAGAGAAGGUGUCCACCAGCCUGUUUUCAGCAGAUGAAUUCCAGCCCUUAGAUCCCACCCAGGAGCUUAUCUUCCCUCCAGAACUAAUGAGAAUGGCAGAAAAUCAACCAAAAAGAACUCUGGUUUUUCGUGGGGAGCGAGUAACAUGGAUUUCUCCUGUAAGCUUGGAUGAACUGCUGGAUCUGAAAGCCACCUACCCUAAAGCACCUCUUGUGGUUGGGAACACCAGUGUGGGACCUGACAUGAAGUUCAGAGGUGUGUUCCAUCCAGUUCUUAUUGUUCCUGCAAGGAUCCCUGAUCUGAAUGUGCUGAAAUACACAAAUGAUGGGUUAACUCUGGGAGCUGCCUGCAGCCUCUCUCUAGUGAAAGACAUCUUGACAAAUGCAAUUGCCAAGUUCCCUGAAGAGAAGACAAGGGUUUUCUGUGCUGUCUUGCAGCAAUUGAGAACUCUGGGCGGAGAACAGAUAAGAAAUGUUGCUUCAUUUGGUGGAAACAUCAUAAAUAGAAAAUCAACAUCAGACUUGAAUCCUGUUCUGGCAGCCAGCAACUGCAUGCUCAAUCUGGCUUCAAAAGGACAAAGGCGACAGAUUUCUGUGAGUGAUAUUUUUGCAGAUGGAGUUGGUAACAAUACCAUUACACCAGAAGAGAUCUUAGUCUCUAUCCAUAUUCCCUAUUCUAGGAAGGGGGAGUACGUCUCUGCAUUUCGACGAGCACCAAGACGGGAAAAUGCUCUUCCGAUAACCAAUGCUGGGAUGAGGGUCCUUUUUGAAGAAGGUACAGACAUGAUAAAGGAUCUAAGCAUUUUCUAUGGAGGUGCUGGCUCAACAACAGUCUGUGCAAAACAAACUUGUUGGACCCUUACUGGAAGGUAA